Messenger RNA from Exserohilum turcica Et28A, 1330 nucleotides. RefSeq lists its product as uncharacterized. The record is from RefSeq and is a predicted model, not a curated record. The transcript has a single exon. Gene Ontology annotation, biological process: nuclear polyadenylation-dependent rRNA catabolic process; TRAMP-dependent tRNA surveillance pathway; nuclear polyadenylation-dependent mRNA catabolic process. Gene Ontology annotation, cellular component: nuclear exosome (RNase complex); cytoplasmic exosome (RNase complex). NCBI's taxonomy places the organism in Eukaryota, Fungi, Ascomycota, Dothideomycetes, Pleosporales, Pleosporaceae. The coding region runs from base 1 to 1041 and encodes 346 amino acids.
AUGGCGACCGCGACUCAUCCCCCGCCCGCGCUGACGUUCCCGCGCCCAAUCUUCGCCGCCGUCUCCCCACAUCCCUUCCUGCAAGCGCACCUCGCUGCUGAGAAGAAGAAGCCCAUACGCGCCAACGGCCGGACAAUCAACGAGUUCCGAACACCGGGAAUAAACACUGGCAGCUUGACUCAUUGCAAUGGCAGCGCAGUGGUGCGCUUGGGCAACACGAGCGUGGUUUGCGGCGUACGCGCAGAAAUCCUGAAGGAGGCCGACAUUCCAGGCACCUUUGAGUACCCUGGGGAGACUGCAGGCAAGGAUGGGGAAGAGCAAGAAGAGAAUGGCGAGGAAGUAGAAGGGCUGAGAUUGCUGGUGCCCAACGUAGAGUUGUCAACAGGAAGCACACCUUCGCACAUUCCAGGCAACGCGCCCUCAACAUACGCGCAAACACUCAUAACACGCAUACGAUCGCUCCUCCACUCUACGCGACUGCUCCGCGCAUCCGACCUCCGCAUUCUAUACAAGCCCUCUACCAAUCCCGAGGAUCCAGACACAGAACCAGAGACACAGCUCAAGGGCUACUGGGUCUUGUAUCUGGAUGUCUUCUUCAUCAGCAUCGACGGCAAUGCGUUUGAUGCGGCGUGGAUAUCCAUUCUUGCAGCCCUUCGCGAUACCCUCAUACCGCACGCAUACUACGACGAAGAGUACGAGGGCAUACUAUGCUCUGAUGACCCCCAGGAUGCACACCGACUGCGAUUACAAGGCCUGCCGAUACCCACUACCUUUGCGGUGUUUGAAGGCAGGAAAGAGGAGGAUGAGGAAGUAGACUGGGUACUCAGCGAUCCAGAUGCCUUUGAGGAGGGCGUGUGUAGAGAGACUGUGAGUGUAGUGGUCGACUGCCAAAGUGGAAAGAAGGGCACCAAGGAUCUGGUUAUUCGAAGGGUGGAGAAGAGCGGUGGGGGCAUCGUAGGGAGGGAGCUGAUGGCCGGUCUGAUCAAGAGGAGCAUUGACCGCUGGGGCACAGUUGAGGCUGUGUUGGGCGGGAAUGCCUGAGCAAGGCCGGACGCAAGCGAGAUUCGGAGUGCACCUACAGAGUUGUGACCAUGUCUUUCUCAGUGCGUUAAGACAUCUUGGGUCACGCUUUGAAUUGGUUCAUAAUGUGGACAACAAAGCCACAUCCGAGAAUCCGCCAAGACACUGGCCCAUUCCGCCCCAGCGUAGUCUUGGUACGUUGGGCAAGGGAUGAAUUUACUGCGAGAUGAAGAUUUCAUGUAUUUAUGUGUAGACGACGGCACAGCAGGGUGCACAACUCACCUUCACGGUGCUAAAUACGAAACGCUAC